Molecule: messenger RNA, 1665 nt
Organism: Lodderomyces oxycetoniae
Lineage: Eukaryota; Fungi; Ascomycota; Pichiomycetes; Serinales; Debaryomycetaceae
Product: anaphase promoting complex subunit 4
Exons: 1
Coding region: 1-1665 (554 amino acids)
Biological process (GO): protein K11-linked ubiquitination; anaphase-promoting complex-dependent catabolic process
Cellular component (GO): anaphase-promoting complex; nuclear periphery
Molecular function (GO): protein binding
Source: RefSeq, a predicted model, not a curated record
AUGAAGGGCUCUACUAUAUCCGUAAUUUUCAACGGCAAACUCCCGAUUUCCAAUGAUGUCAAUUCAAUUUUAACCUGGUGUCCUAAAUUGAAUGUAAUUAUCAAGUCUAUGAACAAGACUUCGAUUUGGUGUUAUCGUUUAGACGGAGAGAGGCUAUAUUCAAUAAAUAACAAGGCCAUUAUCAAGAAUAUAACUUUCCAUGAAAACUAUUUCUGUUUAUCCGGAGCUGAUAGUUCAGUCAAGGUAUACGAUGCUAAUGAUGGGGCGUUGAUGACAAUAAUCGAUCAUUGUUUCAAUGAUAUUCAAUUUUUAAACUGGAAUAGUACCGAGUUUGUGCUUGAGGAUGCAGUAUUGCAAGGAUUGCCAGCUAUCUAUCAUCUUUCUUACAAGUUGGAGUAUUUGGUCAUCAACGAUGCAAAUUCUCUAACCAUCAAUUAUAAUAAAUUGUUGAAUGUCUCAAAAGCUACUACUUUUCAUUUUCAACAGCAGUUGAAAUCCGGUUUGUUUCAUCAGGUUUAUCUAGACAAGGACGCUAAUUUGGUCCUGGUAGAUUUGAACGUGUCAUCCCCAAAGCUAUAUACUGAUCUGAUUAUUAUCAUGUGUCACAUUAUGGAGUAUUUUGGCAAAACUAAAAUAGUUGUUGAGGAGCUUCAAAAUGAGAUCAAACCACUUUUGACUCUGAUCGAUAGAUAUCUAUCCAAUUUGAGUGAAGAAACUGGUGGCAAUCUAAUUGCUACACUAUCUGAAAUUCUAAUCACUAACCUUAUACCUGAAUCAACAAAGGAUUUCUGGUUGAACCAAUUUGGCGAGCGAGGAUUUAAACGGUUGAGCAAACAAUUGGAAACUGUUGAUGAAAAAGUGACAAAAAAGAUCUUUAGGUACCUCGUAUCCCCUAUGGAAAGAGUCAUUGUGUUGAUAAAUAAACUCAUUGGCAUUUGCAAGUGGAACGAUGUCUUGGGGAUUGAUGUAAGCGAGUUGUUUACGUUUAUGAACAGUUGCGAAACUCAAAUAAAGGCUUACUAUAAAGUUAUAUGGGAUUUCAAAAGUCAAAAGGAAAAAUUCAGCGAGCUUUUAUCGUGGUGGAAAACAAUUAUCGAUAUUUUGGAGGAAAAAGAGUGGAGCAUUAGUUACUCUACUUCGAAAUUAUUGGAAUAUAUACAAAGCGAUAUGACUAAACCUGAAUUGUUAAAACAUUUCAGCUAUGAUUUGGAUAUACUUGGGUUCAACAAAUGUAAUACGUUGGAAAAUCAACAAGAUGCACUUUUAUCGCAAUUUGAAACGAUUAUUUCCCAGGUUAAUGCCCACCACUCAUUAUUAAUCAAGAUUGAGUUUCUACAAAAACUUAAUCUACCAAAUCACAAAGAUUUGCAGCUCACUGAAUGGGAUGGCCAAACCAUAAUCACAUACCUAACUGAGACUACACUAGUUAUUUCGACGCCAACUUCGAUUUUAGCCACUGUUCCCAAUGUUAUUGCAUACCAGCAAAGGUCAAACGAUCUAAUUGCCUUGACACAGAAACAUCUCUUAAUUAUCGAUUCUUCUUCAUCGAUCCCAAUAAGUUUACCGCACCUUGACUUUGAGCCAAGAUUGAUAAGACUAAACUCAUCUUAUGUUUGUCUUUCUGACGCAAUGAAGCUGAAAUAUGUCGUUUUGCAAAUCGAAUAA